CUUUUAAAUAUUAGUUGUUUCUUUGUAAUAAUAUCUCCUCUUUCUAUUCUUUCUGCAUUUGUCCUCAAAGGAUUGUUUUACUUGCAUGUUCUAUAGUCAUCUAGCCUACAAGGAUCCGGAAGUGAAGUGGCUAUGAACAUGUAAUACUGUCGGAGAAGUAUUCUUGAGCUCACAGAAAGAGUGCUGCCUCCUUACCAGGUUUAUAAGUGAGUGAUUUCUGAUCUGUAUCUCCGCUAACAUGGGUUCUUGCAAUUACUCUUCUUUUGAUAUACUUGAUGAUUUACAAAGACAAAGGAACAAAUUCUACUCAUCAAGAAAUGAAAUUACACUAUCUCAAGAUACAUAUAUAAUCGUACAUGGAUUGACUUCGGUGUUAGAGUAGGAAAGUUUAGCCUUGGCUCUUAGUCUUCCUAUUGUAAUUGUUAUGAGAACUACAAAUGUUGACUGGAAAGGUAGAUCUGAAGCAAAAAGAAUCAAUUUUGGUGUUCUUGUUUUCUUCCAGACAAUGACAUCCAUUAUGUGAUUAUGAAGUGGGACAGACUGUGUGGCCCAUUGUCAAUGUCAAGUGGCUGCACAUGGAAGACUUGAUCUCAGGAAGUCUUGGCAGCAUGUAGACUACACUUAUAUGCAAAUUUUCCAGAUAAAUCUGCAAGUAUAGUUUGUGGGAUUCGACUCUCACCGCCAAACAACAUCGUGUCUGUGAGUUGAAGUUCGUUCUUCCUCCUUUCCACUUUUUUAAGCAGUUGUCUAAGUCUUGUCUUGCUUUUCACCGAAUAGAUAAACUAUUGUUUGGAAAUUUCGAAGUGUCUGGACUUAAUCACAGCAGGUAGUUGACUUCAAAGUCUAUCAGAUUGAUAGGCAAGCAUUUAUGCUACUGGAGUUUGAGAUCUCCAGAUACUGAGUAUAAUCAUGGUUCUGUGGGAGGCAGUUUUGUCACCAGCACUUCAAGUUCUCUUUGACAAAUUAGCAUCAGGGGAGAUACUGGAAUUUCUAAAAAGAAAUAACCUUGAUGAGUUAGUGCUGGAGAAGCUCAGGAUUGUUUAUCUUACCAAUGCUGCCAUGCUUGAUGAUGCAGAAAAGAAGCAAUACGACAAUCCAGCAAUCGAAGCAUGGUUAGACAUGCUAAAAAAUGCUAUUUAUGAAGCCGAAGACAUAUUGGAUGAGUUGGCCACUGAAGCCUCACGAUGUAGACUGGAAAUGUGUUCUGCUCAGUACUUCUCAAAGCUUGUCACAAAUCUUAGUCCUUUCUGCGAAGGAGUAAACUCAAGAAUAGAGAACCUUAUUGAGAAGCUGGAAUACAUUGCAAGGCAUAAAAAUUUUCUUGGUCUAAGAAGUGGUGAAAAUGGGGGAAAUAGAAUGAUGCAAAGAUGGCCUACUACUCCUGUAUUGAAUGAGUCUCAAGUUUUCGGUAGGACUUCUGAGAAAGAAGAGAUAGUAAAGUUACUUCAAGGAGAUGACGAAACAAAUUGUACUACUACACCAUCCAUACUUCCUAUUCUAGGUAUGGGUGGGAUUGGGAAGACCACUCUUGCUCAGAUUAUCUAUAAUGACCAGAGAGUGGAUGAAGAUUUUGAUGUCAAAGCCUGGGCUUAUGUUUCUGAUGAUUUUAGCUUGGUUCGCAUAUCUAAAGCCCUGCUUGAAUCAGCCACUGCAAAACCAUGUGAUACCAUGAAUCUUGAACUUCUGCAGAGUGGCUUGAAAGAGAUUUUCCACAAAAAAAAGUUUUUAGUUGUUCUGGAUGAUGUAUGGAAUGAGAACCUUGAUAACUGGAAUCACCUGUUGAUUCCAUUCAUGGUCGGGAGUCGAGGCAGUAAAAUCAUCAUAACAACACGUAAUAGAGAAGUUCUGCCGAUCAUGGAUGCAUUUCCUCUUUACCAUCUGAAGGAAAUGUCCGAAGAAGCAUGUUGGUCACUGUUCGAGCAUCAUGCAUUUGGAGUCAAGGACUCAGAAACGUACUUGAGUUUGAGAGAAACUGGCAGAAAGAUCAUGAAGAAGUGCAAAGGCUUGCCUUUGGCAGUGAAGACUCUGGGAAGCAUUCUGGGUUCCAAGCUUCAUAAUGAUCAUUGGAAUGAGGUCUUAAAUAGCAAUAUAUGGGAUAUACCUCUCCAGAAAAAUGCCAUCCUACCAUCUCUAAGAUUGAGUUACCAUUAUCUUCCUUCAAAUAUCAAACGUUGUUUUGCAUAUUGUUCUAUUUUCCCAAAGGGCUAUGAAUUUGAUAAGAAAAACUUGAUCUUGCUAUGGAUGGCAGAAGGUUUUGUGCAACCUGUGGGAAACAUUACUUUGGAAGAAGUGGGCGAACGAUACUUUUCUGAGUUAUUGUCUAGGUCAUUUUUCCAAGAAUCAGUACUAGAUGAAACCCGAUACAUAAUGCAUGAUCUGCUCAAUGAUUUAGCACAGAGUGUUUCAAGGAGAAUGUGUUUUCAUUUGCAGGAGAACUGGGAAACGAGGCAGCUUGACAGCUUUGAGAAGGUUCGUCAUUUCUCAUGCUUUCGCAGCAAAUAUGAUGUCUAUAGAAAAUUCGAGUCACUCAAUGAGGCCAAGUGGCUUCGCACAUUUUUACCGUUACCAUCUCCACAGGGAGACGAAUUUUGCUAUUUAACUAAGAAAGUGCCUUGUUAUCUCUUGCCGAAAUUGAGGUGCCUUCGAGUAUUAUCUUUCAAUGGUUAUUGCAUUGCCGAGCUUCCAGACUCCAUUGGAAAUCUGAAACAUCUUCGUUACAUCAAUCUCUCCUACACUGAAAUUAAAGGUCUUCCUCAAUCAUUAAGUACUUUGUUGAAUUUACAGACACUCUUAUUAAGCAACUGCACUUAUCUAACUGAGUUGCCAGCUAAGAUGGGAAAAUUAAUAAACCUACGAUAUUUAGAUAUUGUUGGUAGUGGAGUAGUUGAGAUGCCACUGGAGCUAGGUAAUCUGGUGAACCUUCGGUUGUUACCACAAUUUAUUGUUGGCAGCUCUGGUUCUGGUAUCGGGAACUUGAGAAACUUAUUACAUCUCCAGGAAUCACUUUGCAUAUCUAGAUUAGAAAAUGUAGCCAAUUCUUGGGAUGCAAGGAGGGCUAACUUACAGGAGAAAAAAGGGUUAAAUCAAUUAGCUUUUGAGUGGAGCACCAAUUCGGAGGAGUUCCUAGAUGAAAGUGUUGUAACCCAAGUACUUGAAAUGUUACAACCUAACCCGAAGCUGGAGAGUGUGAAAAUAAAGAAUUACCCUGGUAAUAUAUUUCCAACUUGGGUUGGAGAUCCAACAUUCUCUAAGCUAGUUUCUCUUACUCUUAGUGAUUGCAAAAGAUGUGUAUUUCUACCACCAGCAGGUCAGCUGUCUUCACUUAAAGAGCUUGAUAUUAAGGGCAUGCUAGGAAUAAAAUGCGUCGGUGCUGAGUUUUGUGGAUCUGUCUACUCUUCCUUCAGAUACUUUGCAUCGCUUCAGAAGUUAAGUUUCAAGGAGAUGCUAGAGUGGGAGCGGUGGUCUGUUUCCACGGAUGAUGCAGAUUUCAAUUGUUUCCCUAAUCUGUUGGAGCUUCAUCUAGAACAAUGCCCCAAACUGCAGGGAGAUCUGCCUUACCGCCUUUCUUCUCUGACGAAGCUUGUUAUAGUGGAAUGUCAGCAACUAUCUUCUUCACUUCCAAUGCUUCCGCAGCUUCAUGAAAUGGAACUUAAAGGAUGCCAUCACAUGUUGCUCUUUAGUACAUCUGAGACGAACUCGCUAACAUCUUUGGAAAUACAGAACAUGAGAAACCUGAAAUAUAUACCUCAAGGGUGGCUAGUUUCUCUGAGAAGGCUUGAGCGAUUGGUAAUCAGCGAUUGUUUUGAGCUCAUGCAUCUGGUAGGAAGCAAGAAUGGGUUGCAGCAGCUCGCAUCUCUUCGGCAUCUUAUAAUCAGAAGUUGUCCCUCGAUGAUUUCCAUGAGUGAGGAAAUUCAACGGUGGCCUCAGAAUGUCGAAUAUCUGGAAUUAGACUGUUGUCACAGUUUCCAGAGGUUACCACUAGAUUUUCACAGCCUUGGAUCUCUACAAGAGUUGGUGAUCACAGACUGCCCAAAGCUAGAAUCCUUUUCAGGGACAGUAUUUCCAUCAAAUCUCAAAGGCCUUGUCCUCCGAGGAUGUGGUUUGGAGUCAUUGCCUCAGUAUACGAUCAACAACAUCUUAUCCCUUGAAUUUUUGUACAUCAGUGGGUGUUUGGUUCUUACUUCAUUUCCAAGAGGAGAGAGGCCAAUUCCAACCACCUUCAAGCAACUCACAGUUGACCAUUGUCCCAAUCUAGAGUUUCUUCCUGAGGGGAUGAUGGAUAGCAACAACAUUUUCCUUGAACUUCUAGAGAUAUUUGACUGCUCUUCUAUCACAUCAUUUCCAGGAGGACAGUUGCCAAAAACACUAAAAACACUCACAAUUUGGAACUGUUCCAAUCUAGAGUCCCUUGCAGAUAUUAUAACAGAAAUAAUGUCACUCACAUCCUUUCGUAUUGGAAAUUGUACAAAGCUUAAAUACUUACCCUCUGGCUUGCAUACACUCAUUUAUCUUGAUUAUCUGGAGCUCGAUGGGUGCCCCACUAUUGAGUCCUUUCCUGAAGAAGGCCUUCCGUCUCAAAGACUGAAAAAGAUGCAUAUCCUCAACUGUGAAAAUCUCAAGUUCCUGGCAAAGCGCAUGCAGAACCUAACAUCUCUGGAAGAACUAAGAUUAUCCAAUUGCCCCAUGCUUGCAUCCUUCCCGGAGGAUGGUCUUCCGGUUAACCUUGUUUCACUGGACAUCAACAACUGUGAGAAUAUUAGGCCAUGUUCCGAAUGGGGCUUACACAGACUUACCUUGCUUAAAAAACUCAGAAUUCAUGGCAGUUGUUUAAAUUCUGAUACAUUCCCAGAAUGGCUACUUCCUACUACACUUGAGACUCUUCACAUUGUGAACCUGCCAAGUAUAAAGUCUCUCUCCCCAUGGCUCAAGAAUCUGACGUCUCUUGGGGAGUUGAAGAUCAAGGAUUGCCAUAAUAUACUUUCCUUGCCAAACGAGGGAUUGCCACCUAUGGUCUCUUUUCUAGAGAUAAGUGGCUGUCCUGUGCUUCAAGAAAACUGCGAGAAGGAUUGGCCAUCGAUAGAUCACAUCCCAUGCAUAGUGAUGUAGCCUCCCAUGAUCAAGAAUUGGCACCCAUCCCGUCUGUCUACUUUCUUAAAACAGAGUAUAACCAUUCCAGCGAAACAAGAUUCUUGCGAGUCUGAACGUCGACUUGACUGCUUUGUUCUCGAAUCAAAGCUGGGUGCGUGCUUCUAUCAACUCUUCAUAUGCAGCAGUGUCAGUUUCAUUUAAAAACUUCUUUUAACUGUGAAGGACAGAGGGUUUGCCAAUGAAAAUUGCAUAGCAAAUGUCAUCAUUCCAAGCUUCAGCUGUAAUCUGGUCAGUUCUACAGCUCCCUCCUACUCUAUCAAAACUUGUUCCUUCUUACUUGUAAAGAUACAGCAUCUGCUUAUUCAUACAAUGUUUCUAGAGUUUACAUUUUGAAGUAUGCUAAUUGUAAGUUAUCCGAAACAAAUUUUCAAUACAGUUCUUGCUCAAUUGUCUUUAGAGCUGUAUUGCCUAAACAAACAUUUUAGGACAUUGCAGCAGGAUUCUUGGAGCUUAGAGUUGAUGCUAAGCCAACAUUGAACAAUAUUAUUGUAAGAAGUUGUAAUAACUCAAACAUCUUGUUUCUGUAUUAUUAUGCUAUGCUACGUACUCAGUUGGACGAUAAGAACAGAAAUUAUG
Molecule: messenger RNA, 5724 nt
Organism: Sesamum indicum (sesame)
Lineage: Eukaryota; Viridiplantae; Streptophyta; Magnoliopsida; Lamiales; Pedaliaceae
Product: putative disease resistance RPP13-like protein 1
Molecular function (GO): ADP binding
Source: RefSeq, a predicted model, not a curated record